This is a messenger RNA of Caenorhabditis elegans, 452 nucleotides long. RefSeq lists its product as uncharacterized. Lineage: Eukaryota; Metazoa; Nematoda; Chromadorea; Rhabditida; Rhabditidae. The transcript has 3 exons. The record is from RefSeq and is marked reviewed. The coding region runs from base 16 to 204 and encodes 62 amino acids.
AAAAUUACCAACGAGAUGUCGUCGACUGCUGAAGAAAUGGCUGCCGCAUUCGAGCAAACCGGAGGACCGGAUCUCACCACUGGAAGCGGAAAGCGCACCAAGUCUGACAGAGUGGAGCACAAGCACGCAUCUCAGCCAGGAGGGGACACUCGCAAGGUUGUUCAAACCGCCAGCAACGGAGAGGCAAAGAGAAAAGAGAAGUGAAUCAUUCUUCAUGUGACUGCCCGACACUAUUUCUCUAUUCCACCACCGACUGCCCACUGAUUCAUGUUUUUUACCUUGUUUCUCGUUUCUUCAUUAUUUUUAACCGUAUUGUGUAAAUUUAAAAUUUGUAAAGUACCCACCGGCUAGGCUGUCUAGCAAUCGAUUUUUUUUUGUAUUUUAUUGUAAAUUCCCGAGUAAUUUUCUUCACAUCCCGUUUUUGUUCACAUCAAAUAAAUAUUUGUUUUGUG